Messenger RNA from Penicillium waksmanii, 783 nucleotides. It is a transcript of the gene artA, whose product is annotated as 14-3-3 adaptor artA. NCBI's taxonomy places the organism in Eukaryota, Fungi, Ascomycota, Eurotiomycetes, Eurotiales, Aspergillaceae. Bases 1 to 783 code for a protein of 260 amino acids. Gene Ontology annotation, biological process: signal transduction. Gene Ontology annotation, cellular component: cytoplasm. The record is from RefSeq and is a predicted model, not a curated record. The transcript is spliced from 4 exons.
AUGGGUCAAGAAGACGCUGUUUAUCUCGCCAAGCUGGCCGAGCAGGCCGAGCGCUAUGAGGAGAUGGUUGAGAACAUGAAGAUCGUUGCUUCGGCCGAUGUUGAGCUCACCGUUGAGGAGCGCAAUCUCCUGUCCGUCGCCUACAAGAACGUCAUCGGUGCCCGCCGUGCGUCCUGGAGAAUCGUCACCUCCAUUGAGCAGAAGGAGGAGUCCAAGGGUAACGAGGGCCAGGUCACUCUGAUCAAGGAGUACCGCCAAAAGAUCGAGGCUGAGCUGGCCAAGAUCUGUGACGACAUCCUCGAGGUUCUCGACGACCACCUGAUUAAGUCUGCCCAGACCGGCGAGUCCAAGGUCUUCUACCACAAGAUGAAGGGUGACUACCACCGUUACCUUGCCGAGUUCGCCAUCGGCGACCGCCGCAAGGGUGCCGCCGAUUACUCCCUUGAGGCCUACAAGGCCGCUACCGAGAUCGCUUCCACUGACCUCGCCCCUACCCACCCCAUCCGCCUCGGACUGGCCUUGAACUUCUCGGUCUUCUACUACGAGAUCCUGAACUCCCCCGACCAGGCCUGCCACCUCGCUAAGCUGGCUUUCGAUGAUGCCAUUGCUGAGCUUGACACCCUGAGCGAGGAGAGCUACAAGGACUCCACUCUUAUCAUGCAGCUCCUCCGUGACAACCUGACCCUCUGGACCUCUUCCGAGGCCGAGCCUUCCCAGGAGGGUGCCCCCGCCGAGAAGAAGGAGGAGGCUCCCGCCCAGGAGGGUGAGAAGCCCGCCGAGUAA